Molecule: messenger RNA, 3228 nt
Organism: Ectocarpus siliculosus
Lineage: Eukaryota; Phaeophyceae; Ectocarpales; Ectocarpaceae
Source: the annotation of a GenBank genome assembly
AUGGAAUUCACUUGCUUGUGGUCGAAGGAUGCCCAGCAGAAGAAAAGAAAGCGGUGGACCGACGGCAUAGCACGCUUCUCCCCGGCCACGGGUGUGCUUAGCAUCUGGGACCAGGACGCGUCCGCCAAGGUGUCCUCCACCCGCCUCAAGCCGGACGAGGCCUCGGCGGUUCUGCAGGAAGACGGGGACGAGUCAAGGAGCACGCUAGACGCCGCGUCGGAGACGGCGAGCACCACCGGUGGUGGCAGCGCCGCCGCCUCCGGCAAGGUGACGGGGACCCCGGUGCGUCUAGCGACAGCUAGCGGGGUCAAGCUGGGCCCCAGCAAGAAGCUGGGCGCGACAAGCAUGCUGGGCAAGGCCGGGCCGCGAUCGCUGCUCUCCGCUCCCGCCGCUGCGGCCCCCCUCGGCAACGGCAUCAGAAGCGGUGUGGUAGGACCGGUGGCUGGCACGAUGACUUCGGUCCUCGGAGGCGGCGGCGGCAUCAAACGGACGGGGCUGGGGGGUGCCGGUAGAGGCGUAGGCGGGGCGCGGCGAUUCCACGCUCCGCGAUCGUCGGGUGCAGCGGCGGUGGCGGCCGGCGCGAACGAGCGGGAGUCGAAGAACCACGAGCUCGGUGGGAGCGAGAAGAGUCUUGCCAGGCGGGUGUCGCCGGGUACGGGCGGCUCUUUCUCCCGCUCUGCCGGAGCCGGUCGUGGUGGUGGUAGCGGCGGCGGCGGCGGCGGCGGUAGCGGUGGUGGUGGUGGUGGUGGUGGAGCGUCGGGGUUGAGUCCGGACGGGUUGGUGCUGGAGUGGACGGCCGGGGACCCCCCUCAGCCGGUGAUGGCGGGCGCUUCUCUGGCGCGCAGGCUGCACCCCCACCAGCGAGAGGGACUGAAGAUGCUGUGGGAGUGUCUCGCGGGGCGGGGAGGGUAUGAGGGCCGAGGAGCCAUCCUCGCCGACGAGAUGGGCCUCGGCAAGACGGCCACGGCGAUCGCGCUGUGUACGUGCGUGCUGCGCCACCGCAGGGCGGAGUGCCGGAAGGCGGUCGUCAUCUGCCCUUCCUCGCUCGUCGGGAACUGGGCGAACGAGUUCCGGAAGUGGUGCCCGCUGGGCGGGGGCGCCGUUGCCGUCGACCAGGCCGGGGCCGCGGCGGCGCAGCUGGUGUCGGACUUCAAGAUCGGCGCGGCGGCCCGCUACCCCAUCCUCGUCAUCAGCUACGAGCUCUACAGGAAUCACGGCAAGGUCAUCAACGCCACGGAGGGCCUGGGGCUCCUCAUCGCGGACGAAGGGCACCGGCUGAAGAACUCGGCGGAGACCAAGACGACAAGGGCUCUCAAGGCCUGCCCGGCUGUGAUGCGCCUGGUUCUGACGGGCACUCCCAUGCAAAACGACCUCGACGAGUUCUUCGCGGUGGCGGACUUCGUCAACCCCGGCCUACUGGGCAGCCUCAAGAGCUUCCGAUCCAGGUACACCCGCCCGAUCAAGGCCGCUUGGGACCGUGAUGCCAACGAGGAUGCUGCGGAGCUGUCGGCCGAGAGAACACGCGAACUCGGAGAGAUGACGGAAAAAUUCGUUCUCCGGAAAACCAAGGAUGUCAUCCGGGGGUCCCUCCCCGCAGCCCUGGAGGUGGUCGUCUUCUGUCGCCCUUCCGCGCGGCAGCUGUCCCUGUACGAAAGCUGCAUCGCGGGCUCGGCGGGCGCGAGAUCCCUCCUGUACGGCGACGGCGGCGACGCGGAUAGUGAUGGUGCAGGGGGGGGUGGCUCGAACCGGGUAGGAGAGGACGAGGAGGACGAGGUGGACGAAGAGGAGGAGAGAGAGGAGGAAGAGGAGGACGGUAGUGGUGUUCGCACGCAACAGGGGCAACGUCGUCGCCGGAUUGGCCUUCAGGGAGUCCUGCCGCUCAUCUCCAAGCUGCGCAGGCUGUGCAACCACCCGGACCUAGUGGAGGAGGACAGCAGCGCCGCUGGCGAACUGUCCGCCGAGGGAGAAGAGCGGCAAGGCGGCGGCUCGGGCUCCGGCAAGGAGAACAGAAACACCCGAGAAGAACACAGCACCGCCGGUCGGGCAGGCGCCAAGGGCGCGUGGAAAGUGCCUCGUGCAAGCGGAGCAGCUGCAGCGGUGGCGGCGGCGAAAGGCGGCGCCAAGGGGCUGGGCAAGGCUUUCGCAUCGACAGCGGCGGCAGCGGCAGCGGCGGCGGCGGCGGCGGCGGCGGCGGCGGCGGCGGCGGCGGCGGCGGCGGCGGCGGAGGCGGAGGCGGCGGCGUUACCCUUGUACGAGACGGGGGCCUCAGGAAAGAUGACGGUGCUGGAGGCGUUGCUGAAGGCCGUCCGGCGAGAGUACCCCGGAGACAAGGUCGUCGUCGCCUCCAACUUCACGUCCGCGUUGGACGUCCUCGAGACGCUGGCGGAGCGAAACGCCUGGGGUUUCCUCAGGCUGGACGGCGGCACGACGACCAACGCGCGGCAGAACCUCGUCGACCGUUUCAACCGCGCCUCUCCGGAAGACUUGUUCCUUUUUUAUCUCUCGACGAAGGCGGGCGGCGUAGGGCUCAACCUGGUUGGAGCGAACCGUAUCGUUUUGUUCGAUUCGGACUGGAAUCCAGCCACCGACGAUCAGGCGAUGGCUAGAGUGUGGCGGCUGGGCCAGACGAAGGAGGUGUCCAUGUACAGGCUGCUGUCCACGGGGACCUUGGAGGAGAGCAUAUUUCAGCGCCAGAUCUUCAAGGGGGCUCUCUACGACCUCAUCCACGACUCCAACGACGAUCCAUCGAAGGAAAGCGGCGGCGGCGGCGGUGGUGGUGGCAGACAGCGGCGAGGGGGCGCCGAUGAUGGUAGCACGGGGGCGGCGGCGGCGGCGGCGGCGGCGGCGGGCAAGGAAGGGGGCGGGAAAAGCGGCCGGGGUUUCAGCCAGGAGGAGCUCAAGGAGCUGUUCGUUCUCAGGACGGAGACCAGGAGCGAUACCUACGACAAGCUCCGGCGGGGGCGGGCGGCGGCUACCCCUACGGCGGCGGGGGCGGCGUCUGCGCACGAGGGGGGCCGGUACCAGGAAGUUACGCCUGAACGAGAGGCGGGAGCGAGAGGAGACGGAGAAGAAGAUGGUGGGCGAGGAGCGACCGCCGCCGCCGCUCCGGUGGUCGCCGUCGAAGAAGAAGCGUGGGAAGACUACGGCGGGCCGUCGGCGGUGGUAGACAAGGCUCUGCGGCUGGCGCUCCUGGAAGAACCGACUGGGACAUCAUCACAGGUAGUCUAG